AGCUUCUCGGAGCAUCACCCGUGUGAAUCAGCGGAGAACCCGGGGGGCACCUAUCAGCCCCCCAACACAAAGCAUGGCUUAACCGGCCGCGGCGGAGCUCGUUCUACAGCCUGAGGCUCUCCGUCCGCCAUGCAGGGGCCAUCGCGUGAGCUGGAAUAGAGGAGCACGGAGAGGAACACGGCACCGGGAUGGCCCAAAGCAAGAGGCACACGUACAGCCGGACCCCCAGCUCGAGCGCCAGGAUGAGCGUGGAGGCCUCGGGGAAGCCCCUGAAAGUGGGCUCCAGAGUGGAGGUGAUUGGGAAGGGACACCGGGGGACCGUGGCCUACGUAGGGGCCACACUCUUCGCCUCGGGGAAAUGGGUGGGAGUGAUCCUGGACGAAUCGAAAGGGAAGAACGACGGCACGGUGCAGGGCAGGAGGUACUUCAGCUGCGAGGAGAACCACGGCAUCUUCGUGCGCCAGUCGCAGAUCCAAGUUGUGGAAGACGGAGCCGACACGACGUCCCCGGAAACCCCGGAACCGGCCUCCUCCAAGCUCCCCAAGAGAGAUGCCCCAGAGACCCCCAAGGCCAGCAAACUGCGCGGAGUGAAGCCUAAGAAGGCGCCGACCACCCGGAAGAUCACCGCGCGCCGCACCAAGCCCACCCGGCCCUCCAGCUCGGCAGCCUCCAGCGGAACCGCGGGGGCCUCGGGCUCCGCGUCCGCGUCAUGUGGCGAGAUCAGCAGCAGCGAGCCCAGUACUCCGGCCCAGACUCCGCUGGCGGCCCCCAUCAUCCCCUCACCUUCCUCCGCUCUGACCUCGCCUGUGGCCCCGAUUCCGGCCCCAGGAUCCAGCAAGGAGGAGGAGAACCUGCGCGCCCAGGUCAAGGACUUGGAGGAGAAGCUGGAGACGCUGAAGAUGAAGCGGGCGGAAGACAAGGUGAAGCUGAAGGAGAUGGAGAAAUCGAAGCUGCAGCUGGAGCAGCUGCAGGAAUGGAAGAGCAAGAUGCAGGAGCAGCAGGCCGACCUCCAGCGCCAGCUCAAGGAGGCCAAGAAGGAAGCCAAAGACGCUCUAGAAGCCCAGGAACGUUACAUGGAGGAGAUGGCCGACACGGCCGACGCCAUCGAGAUGGCCACGCUGGAUAAGGAGAUGGCCGAGGAGCGAGCCGAGUCCCUGCAGCAGGAGGUGGAGACAUUCAAGGAGAAAGUGGAGGAGCUCACCAUGGACCUGGAGAUCCUGAAGCAUGAGAUAGAAGAGAAGGGUUCGGACGGAGCGGCAUCCAGUUACCAGGUCAAGCAGCUGGAGGAGCAGAACGCCCGGCUGAAGGAGGCGCUCGUCAGGAUGCGGGAUCUGUCGGCCUCGGAGAAGCAGGAGCACGUCAAGGUGCAGAAGCAGCUGGAGAAGAAGAACGCCGAGCUGGACUCGCUGCGCCAGCAGAAGGAGAAGCUGCAGGAAGAAGCUUCACAGAUGGAGAAGACCAUCGACGAGCUGAAGGAGCAGGUGGAUGCUGCUCUGGGAGCCGAGGAGAUGGUGGAGACCCUGACCGAGAGAAACCUGGACCUGGAGGAGAGAGUCCGCGAGCUGCGCGAGACCGUCACCGACUUGGAAGCCAUCAAUGAAAUGAACGACGAGCUGCAGGAGAACGCCCGCGAGACGGAGCUGGAGCUUCGGGAGCAGCUGGACAUGGCGGGCGCCCGAGUGCGGGAGGCAGAGAAACGGGUGGAAGCGGCCCAGGAGACGGUGGCCGAUUACCAGCAGACGAUCAAGAAAUACCGGGACCUGACCGGCCAUCUACAGGACGUAAACCGCGAGCUCCGGAGCCAGCAGGAGGCCACGGCGGAGAAGGAGCAGCAGCCGUCGCCGGAGACCUUCGACUUCAAGAUUAAGUUUGCAGAGACCAAAGCCCACGCGAAGGCCAUCGAGAUGGAGCUUCGGAAGAUGGAGGUUAAUCAGGCCAAUCGGCACGUGUCGCUGCUCACCGCCUUCAUGCCGGACAGCUUCCUGCGGCACGGCGGGGACCACGACUGCAUCCUGGUGCUGCUGCUGAUCCCCCGACUCAUCUGCAAGGCCGAGCUCAUCAGCAGGCAGGCGCAGGAGAAGUUUGAGCUGUCGGAGGCCAAGGAGGAGCGGGCCGGCAUGAGAGGAGCGGUGGGAGAGCAGAUGAGCUUCGCCGCCGGGCUGGUGUACUCCCUGAGCCUGCUGGAGGCCACGCUGCACAAAUACGAACAGGCCCUGGGUCAGUGCGGAGUGGACGUGUAUAAGAAGAUCGGCUCGCUGUACCCGGAGAUGAGUGUCCACGAGCGCUCCCUGGACUUCCUCAUCGAGCUCCUGCACAAGGACCAGCUGGACGAGACGGUCAACGUGGAGCCCCUCACCAAGGCCAUCAAAUACUACCAGCACCUGUACAGCAUCCACCUGGCCGAUCAGACCGAGGACUGCACCAUGCAGCUCUUCGACCACAUCAAGUUUACGCAGAGCGCCCUGGACUGCGUCGGGGUGGAAGUGAGCCGGCUGCGCGCCUUCCUGCAGGCCGGGCAGGAGGCUUCUGAUCUGGCCGUCCUGCUGAAGGAUCUGGAGACCUCGUGCAGCGACGUCCGCCAGUUCUGCAAGAAGAUCCGCCGCAGGAUGCCGGGGACCGAGGCCGCCGGGAUCCCCUCGGCGCUCAGCUUCGGGCAGCAGGUGUCGGAGUCGCUGCUCGAGUGCCGGAAGCACCUGAAGUGCGUGGUGGCCGUCUUCCAAGAAGUGGCGGCCGCCGGGGCGCAGAUGAUCGCACCCUUGGGGGAGAACGAGGGGCUGCAGGCUCUGAGAUUGGAAGACGUGGCUUUCAAAGCCGCCGAGCAGGUUUACGGCGUGCAGGGAAGUAACCCACACGAGUGCCUGCGCCAGUCCUGCAACCUCCUCAUAGCCGCCAUGAACAAGAUGGCCACCGCCAUGCAGGAAGGCGAGUACGACGCCGAGAAGCCGCAGAACAGGUCGCCUCCUCCUGUGGAUCAGAGAGCUGCCACUCUGCGGGCCGAGAUCACGGACGCCGAGGGCCUGGGCCUGAAGCUGGAAGACAGGGAGACGGUCAUCAAGGAGCUGAAGAAGUCCCUGAAGAUAAAGGGCGAAGAACUGAGCGAGGCCAACGUCCGCCUCAGUCUCCUGGAGAAGAAGCUGGACAGCGCGUCCAGAGAGGCCGACGAGCGGGUGGAGAAGAUCCAGAGCAAGCUGGAGGAGACCCAGACCGUGCUGAGGAAGAAAGAGAAGGAGUUCGAGGAGACCAUGGACGCCCUCCAAGCGGACAUCGACCAGCUGGAGUCUGAAAAGGCCGAGCUGCGGCAGAGACUGAACAACCAGUCCAAGCGGACCAUCGAAGGGCUGCGCGGAGCCCCCGGGGUCGCCUCCAUCGUCUCCGGCAUCGCAGGAGAGGAAGAGCAGACAGGGGUGCCGUCCGGCCAGGCGGUGCUGAACGGCUCCGGCCCGGUGCAGGUGAAGGACUCUCCGCUGCUGCUCCAGCAGAUCGAUGCCCUGCGGCUCUCCAUGAAGCACCUGAAGCACGAGAACAACCGGCUGAAGGCUGAUCAGAUGAAGGAGGAGCUGUCGGCGCUGCCGGCGCUUCAUGUCCCCAAACUGAUCCUCCCUAAAGACCGCCAGCGCGAGGAUGCCGUGUCCGGGACCCUCUACCGCAAGACCAGCCAGCUGCUGGACACCCUGCAGCAGAUGAGCGCCAGCACCAAGGUGGUGGACAUCACACACAAGAAGACGGGGAGCCCGGCGGCUCAGCUCCUGGAACAGACGGCGCGGCUGAAGUCACUCAGUGACACCAUCGACAAGCUGAAGGAUGAAGUCCUAAAAGAGACCGUGUCCCAGUGCCCCGGCGCCAACGUCCCGUCGCACUUCGCAACCUUCCCAUCCUCUGACUUUAUAAAGGCCAAAGAAGAGAAGAAGGAAGACACGGUUUACGUGGGUAAAGUGACCCUCCCGUGUGAGCCGGGCGACGGGCAGAUCCACCGCCUCGUGCUGACCCCGGAUCAGCUGUUCGAGCUGCACGAACGGCUCAUCUGCUAAAACGCAUCCGAAAGCGGUUCCCCGGCCCCCGGGGGCCGCACUCCCAGAACGCUUAUUACCCAGCUUGUUCUAUCCGGCUUCUCGUUGGACUCGGAGCUCCCAAAUAUCUGCUUUCAGGGCGAGGGUUAUUGUUUGACAUAAAGUGUUUCUGUGGCCCUUGUGCCGGCCCUCCGGAGCGCUAUAUACUGUCAUGAAUAUGUAUGUCUGGGGUGGGGGUACCUGUGCUGCGGAUUACGAGAUGUGUGGCGGGGAGGACUCGGUAGCGCUGAUAUCGGCCGGGUUCCUGUUUCUUAUAAACUCCCCGAUAUCGGAGAUUUUGGUGAAAUGCUGAUUAUUAAUAAUAACGAUUAUUACGCAAAAACAUUAAACUUCACAAACCCG
Molecule: messenger RNA, 4409 nt
Organism: Spea bombifrons (plains spadefoot toad)
Lineage: Eukaryota; Metazoa; Chordata; Amphibia; Anura; Pelobatidae
Gene: DCTN1
Product: dynactin subunit 1
Exons: 31
Coding region: 189-4028 (1279 amino acids)
Biological process (GO): cytoplasmic microtubule organization; nuclear migration; establishment of mitotic spindle orientation
Cellular component (GO): spindle pole; kinetochore; microtubule associated complex
Molecular function (GO): microtubule plus-end binding
Source: RefSeq, a predicted model, not a curated record